Messenger RNA from Nymphalis io (European peacock), 2715 nucleotides. Its product is annotated as myotubularin-related protein 9. Lineage: Eukaryota; Metazoa; Arthropoda; Insecta; Lepidoptera; Nymphalidae. The record is from RefSeq and is a predicted model, not a curated record. The coding region runs from base 67 to 1728 and encodes 553 amino acids. Gene Ontology annotation, biological process: negative regulation of autophagy. The transcript is spliced from 11 exons.
GGCACCAGUAAAUAAUAUGAAAAACUGAAAACAAUAAAUCUAUCUAGUUAAAUAAAAAACGGUCUAAUGGAAUUUAUAGAACUUAUACUUAUUAACAAAUUAGAUGGAGUGAUAUUAAAAUACCCUCAUCAUGACAACGUGGAUGGAACAGUCUGCAUAACAGGACAUCACCUUAUUUUAAGUUCCAGAAAAGAAGGCGUUCGGGAGCUAUGGCUUUUACAUAAAAACAUAGACAGCAUAGAGAAAAAAGAAAACAAGCUAAGUGGUGGUAUAGUUCAAGGCGGGUCACUCUUUUUGAAAUGCAAGGAUCUCAGGAUAUUUCAACUGGACAUCAGCAACACAACAGAACUAAACCUCGUCACACAGACCCUUGAGAAUCUGUCCGGCAUACAAGAUCCAACACUUUUCUACCCAUUCUUCUACAGACACAUGCAUCCUAUCAUGGAGAAUGGCUAUACAUUAUAUAGUGUUGAAGGUGAAUUUACUAAAGUACUAGCUACAGAAGAAUGGCGCAUCUCCCGUGUCAACCAACAUUAUACGAUAUGCCCCGGCUAUUCCAAAGGAGUUGUUGUUCCUAAAAGUAUAGAUGAUGACACAUUAGCAGCGGCUGCUACUUUCAGACAGGGCGGAAGAUUUCCUGUCCUUUCUUACAGGCAUACUAAUGGUGCUGUGUUACUGAGAGCUGGUCAGCCACUGUACGGACCAAAGCAUAGACGCAGCCGGCCUGAUGAAGCGAUCCUCAAUUCAGUUGUAAAUAUCGGAAUGAAGGGAGUCAUCUAUGAUCUGCGGAGUUCUAAUUCUAUAUCACAACAGCAAAGUAAAGGAGGUGGAUCGGAGAGCGCGGCUAAUUAUUCCCAAUGGAAAAUAUACAACAGAUCAAUGGACGACGUUGACAACCAACAGCAACUGGCCGAAAGUUUUUCGAAACUUAUAGAAGUUUGCGUGGAUCGGGAAGUGUCGUGUGAUAAGUGGUUGUCCAGGCUGGAGUCGAGCGGGUGGCCCGAGUCUGUCAGGAACUCACUGCACACUGCCUGUAUCGUGGCUCAGCACUUACAUCAGAAAGCGGAACCUGUCCUCAUACACGGAACGCGUGGGGAGGACGCGACGCUGCUCGUCUGCUCGUUGGUGCAGAUCAUACUGAACCCGGACUGCAGGACUAUAAGAGGUUUUCAAGCGCUCAUAGAACGAGAAUGGCUCCAAGCCGGUCACCCAUUCGGGACCCGCCUCCGCUCUGGACCGUACUCGUCUCCACAAUCUCGUUCGGCUCCAACCUUCCCGCUGUUCUUGGACUGCGCGAGACAGUUCCUGGAACAAUUUCCAUGCAGCUUCGAGUAUAGGCAGUGUUUUUUGAUCACGCUCUUUGAACACGCGUAUGCUAGUCAGUUUGGUACUUUCAUCUGUGAUAGCGAUCAAGAACGCGAGACUCGUGGUGUGUACGAUCAGACGACGAGUAUUUGGUCAUGGAUCAACCAGCCCGAUGAACUGACCAACUAUAUCAAUCCACUGUACGACCCUACGCCGAAUGUUGUUUGGCCAUCGGUCGCUCCAAUGAGCUUUGUUAUUUGGGAAGAACUCUACCUUCGUUGGUUAGUGGUCCAACGCACAGAAGAUAGGGAAGACCAGUACAAAACGAUACGCACAAGGGAGCAACAUUUACGUGCGCAGGCGCUCCAACUGCGACGGGAACUGCUUGAUCUCGCGCACCAAUACUAUGAUGAGACUAAAUGAACAGUACUGGCAAGUGUGCGCUCGCUAUUCGGUUCGCUGCUCGACAACGCUCAGCGAAGACAUCGGAAAAAGUCGUUUGACGCGUGUAUUUCUAUUCCAACCGGCAACUAUGGAUGACAUCUACGUUCUUAUAGCCGCACAUAAAUAACAAUUUCGAGAUUUUGUGAUCGUAAUUAAUAAGUCUCUUUUAGUUAUUUUUAAAGCAGAUUGUUUUUUUUUUAUAGAAUAGGAAGGCGGACGAACAUAUGACCCACCUGGUAAGUGGUAACCAACGCCCAUAGACAUUGGCAUUGUAAGAAAUGUUAACCAUCGCUUACAUCACCAAUGCGCCACCAACCUUGGGAACUAAGAUGUUAUAUCCCUUGUGAUUGUAAUUACACUAGCUCACUCACCCUUCAAACCGGAACAUAACAAUAUAAAGUACUGCUGUUUUGCGGUAGAAUAUCUGAUGAGUGGGUGGUACCUACCCAGACGAGCUUGCACAAAGCUUUACCACCAGUAGAAAAUUCCGGAUAUUAUUAUACAGUAAAAGUGUUAUUUAAUAUGACAUAGCUAAAAAUAAUAUAUAAAAAUAUUUUUGUAAUUUAGACUAGUGAAUUCUACGCUAAAAGUCUAAAAUAAUUUGGUUCAUACUCGCCUUAUGGUUUCGUGCCUAAAAACUUUUCCGCGUAAACACCACGACCUACGAAUAGGUGCGCUUUGAAGUGAAUGACGAGCGCACAAGACAUUCGCACCGCAGUCUUCAGCGGCGCUCACACGUGUGACUUUAAACAAUCAUCAAAUUUAUGUGUUACAUAAUCUGUGCUAAAAGUUAAUUAAAUGAUUUUUUAACAUCAUGACAUUAAAAUAUUCACCACUAUUACUUACAAUUAUAAUUUUAUUUUGAGUUUCCGACAGUUUUUUAAUUACUCGUUACAUAUAUGUAUAUUAGGUAAAUAAGAAAAAAACAGGCAUUAUCAUUACAAAUGUGUAAUGUUAAACAAUAAA